Molecule: messenger RNA, 1935 nt
Organism: Hippocampus zosterae (dwarf seahorse)
Lineage: Eukaryota; Metazoa; Chordata; Actinopteri; Syngnathiformes; Syngnathidae
Gene: dnajb11
Product: DnaJ heat shock protein family (Hsp40) member B11
Exons: 10
Coding region: 127-1209 (360 amino acids)
Biological process (GO): protein maturation; protein folding
Cellular component (GO): endoplasmic reticulum
Molecular function (GO): misfolded protein binding
Source: RefSeq, a predicted model, not a curated record
GGCGGCACUUCCUCGACAAGCCGGAAAAAAAGGCUUUCCUGUGACUGGCAGCUGGAUACAACCUUCGGAAGAAGCCGGCUCUUCUUUUCAAGAUUUCGUUAAAUAUAUAUAUUUUGGGGUUUAUAUAUGGCGACCAAAGGGAUGAAACUAUACAGUGUGUGUUGUUUGCUUCUCUGGGUUAUUACUACAGUGUUUGCCGGGCGAGAUUUCUACAAAAUCCUUGGGGUGAGCAAGAGUGCAUCAAUCAGGGACAUCAAGAAAGCCUACAGAAAGCUAGCCCUGCAGUUACACCCCGACAGGAACCAAGACGACCCCAAAGCUCAGGAUAAAUUCGCCGACUUGGGUGCUGCCUACGAGGUGCUUUCAGAUGAGGAGAAAAGGAAACAGUAUGAUGCAUACGGAGAAGAUGGACUUAAAGAAGGCCACCACAGUUCACACAAUGAUAUCUUCUCCAGUUUCUUUGGCGACUUCGGUUUCAUGUUUGGAGGCAACCGACAACAGCAGGAUCGAAACAUCCCCAGAGGAAAUGACAUCGUACUUGACCUGGAGGUCACGCUUGAAGAGGUCUACGCUGGCAAUUUUGUAGAGGUCGUGCGUAACAAACCUGUCGCCAAAGAGGCGCCCGGAAAGCGGAAAUGCAAUUGUCGACCGGAGAUGAGGACCACGCAGCUUGGCCCGGGCCGCUUCCAGAUGACGCAAGAGAUGGUGUGCGAUGAAUGUCCCAAUGUCAAGCUGGUGAAUGAGGAGAGAACACUGGAGGUGGAAAUUGAACAAGGUGUGAGAGAUGAGAUGGAGUAUCCCUUCAUUGGGGAAGGGGAGCCUCACAUCGACGGUGAACCCGGAGAUCUGCGUUUCCGCAUCAAAGUGUUAAAACAUCGCGUCUUUGAGCGCAGGGGAGAUGACCUGUAUACCAACGUAACCAUCUCCCUGGUGGAGGCACUGGUCGGCUUUGAAAUGGACAUCAUUCAUUUGGACGGACACAAGGUACACAUAGUGCGGGACAAGGUAACCAAGCCUGGUGCCAGGAUGUGGAAGAAAGGCGAAGGCCUGCCCAACUUCGACAAUAUCAACAUCCGUGGGUCUCUUAUAAUCACCUUUGACGUAGAGUUCCCUCAAACACAGAUGGAUGAAAAACAGAAAAAUGGUAUUCGGAACCUGUUGAAGCAAGGCUCCAUACAGAAGGUAUACAAUGGACUACAAGGCUACUAGCAUAUGCUGCUUGGACUGGCACGUACAUGACAAACAACAUGCAAACUACAACAGCAGCAGUAGCAGGACCAGCGUGACCUGCACUACGUUUUCUGGCCGAAGUCUAUUUAUGUUUUGUUUUCCCAACUCAGGAUGUCUUGAAUUUAUUCGUUUUUACAUUUCAACAAUCUUUUCUGUGCACCCCCCACUUCCCAAAACCACAUUUUUAGGUGUAUUUAAGGUAACAGGCUAUAUAAAAGAAGUGGGCGCUGGGGCCAGUUUGAUUUUGUAAUAAAUCAAACAAAUCCACAGACAGUUUGCUCUUUGACUUUUACACAAAUUGGCAUUAUGUUCACAACCAACAGAGGUUUUAACGGGAAUUCUCUUUGGGCCUCAAAGGCUACGUCCUCUUCUUUUACAUAGUCUUUUGUUCCAUUCACACAUUUUGUUCAUUGCUGAAGAACCAGCACACUUACAUGUGAACAACAUAGCAAUUUGUUAAAUUUGCACUUCCUAUGAUGCCUCUUUUUACUUUAAUGAUAAGCCCCUCACCUAGAUGGGAUAAACGUUUCAAAUGCUGCACAUUUAUCAUGGAUCAAAGAUUAUUUUCCCCCAUUGUGUUUUGCAAAAGUGCAACGCUGCCUCCAACUGUGAAUUAACUAGUCUUUUGUUUUCAUUCCGGUUUUAAAGCUGAGUGGGCUUAACUAAUUUUUGGGGAGUAUGAAUAAAGAUUUCUACCGGUUGUGA